AUGCAGCACCCGAAGAAUGCGCAAACCCUUCGAGAAAAGGCGUGGAAUGGCCUCCACGAGAAAGAGCGAGGCAUAGUCUGGCUUGUUUUGCUGGAUGUGAUCUCUCCCUGCGAAAGCUCCCACGAGUCGGAAAUUCAGGCCCGAAUAAAAGCGUACCUCGAACUUUCUGAGGAGGAGACUUUUCUAACCCCAGACUUUCUCCUUUCCCCGUCCAACCUAAACAAAGCCUACAAGCAGAUCCAGAAAGACGUUCUCCGCAUAAAAAGCACUUUUCAGGGCACAGACAUUUCAGACCGUUAUAUAAAAGCGAUGCAAAUAUUCACUAGAAAGCACUCUGUGAUUGGAUACGCCCAGGGGAUGUGCGAAAUAUUUAAGCUCUUUAUAGACGUAUACGCUGUAGGGUACUCCGUGGAGGAGGCUGAGGCUCUUUCCUACUUCUGCUUUACUAAGAUCGUUUGCACGUACUUAGACUAUUUUUCAUCUAGGCAGGCGGGAAUUGAAAGAUCAAUUUUUGAGAUUCAGGUUCUGAUAAAAAAAUACGCGCCUGACCUGGAAAGGCACUUUUCCCGGGAGGGCGUGGAAGUGAAAUACUUCGCAUACAACUGGGUCUCUACUUUCCUGAUUCGGGAGUUUAUGCAGCACAAGGAAGUCUUUGACGCGCACUUCUCCCUGGGGCCUGAGGAGUUCGUGCGUUUUAACGAGGCAUUUUCAGCGGGAAUUAUUUUUCACCUUUCAGGUUCUCUCCUGGAAAGCGACUUUGAGGGCAUUAUCAGGACCCUGCAAAACCUGCAGGAUAGAGCCUGGUCUCGCCCGGAAAUAGAGAAGCUCCUCUCCAUCGGGUUUGUGAUAUACUCUGGGGGGCGGCUCUGGUAG
Nematocida major is the source of this 873-nucleotide messenger RNA. RefSeq names its product TBC1 domain family member 2. Gene Ontology annotation, biological process: intracellular protein transport; activation of GTPase activity. Bases 1 to 873 code for a protein of 290 amino acids. The record is from RefSeq and is a predicted model, not a curated record. Lineage: Eukaryota; Fungi; Microsporidia. Gene Ontology annotation, molecular function: GTPase activator activity. The transcript has a single exon.